Musca vetustissima is the source of this 2967-nucleotide messenger RNA. It is a transcript of the gene Tudor-SN, whose product is annotated as staphylococcal nuclease domain-containing protein 1. The transcript is spliced from 4 exons. Gene Ontology annotation, molecular function: nuclease activity; RNA binding. The record is from RefSeq and is a predicted model, not a curated record. The coding region runs from base 55 to 2829 and encodes 924 amino acids. Lineage: Eukaryota; Metazoa; Arthropoda; Insecta; Diptera; Muscidae. Gene Ontology annotation, biological process: mRNA catabolic process; regulatory ncRNA-mediated gene silencing. Gene Ontology annotation, cellular component: cytosol; nucleus; RISC complex.
AUAUAUUCAUUGUCACCUACUAACUAACUGAAAAAGACAAAAAAAGAAACGAAAAUGAGUACAACAAAUACAGCAGCUGCUCCAGCCACAGUAACCACUGCUCCUGCCCUGAAACUGAAGGGUAUUGUUAAACAGGUUCUUUCCGGCGAUACAGUUGUCAUUCGUGCCCUUAAAGGCACACCACCACCAGAGAAACAAAUCACCUUCUCUUAUGUUCUUGCUCCCAAGCUAGCCCGCCGUCCCGGUGCCGGUGGUGAUGAAACCAAGGAUGAACCUUGGGCAUGGGAUUCCCGCGAAUUUUUGCGCCAAAAAUUGAUUGGCAAGGAGGUAACCUUCUCCUUUGAAAAGCCACCAAAUUCCAAUCGCGAAUAUGGUUUCGUGUGGUUGGGUGAUGAGAGCGGCGAAAAUGUUGUCCAAACUAUGGUUAAGGAAGGUCUAGUGACCGUGCGCCGUGACAGCCGUCCACCAGAACCCCAAAAACAAGAAGAUUUACAAAAACUGAUUGAAUUGGAAGAUCAAGCCAAACAUGCUGGUCGUGGUAAAUGGGCACCAAAUGCCAACCCCAAUGAUCAUGUCCGUCAAAUCAAGUGGACCCAAGACAAUCCAUCGCAAAUCGUUGAACUGUUCGGUGGAAAGCCCGUGAAAGCCAUUAUUGAGCAUGUACGUGAUGGUUCGACAGUACGUGCCUUCUUGUUGCCUGAUUUCUAUUAUGUUACCUUGAUGAUUUCGGGUAUCCGUUGUCCCGGUGUCAAAUUGGACGCCGAUGGUAAACCCGAUUUGAAGGUUAAGGUUGCUUUUGCCGAUCAGGCACGUUUCUUUGUGGAAACCCGACUUUUGCAGCGUGAAGUGCAAAUUGUGUUGGAGUCGGUGAACAAUGCCAAUUUCAUUGGUACCAUCCUGCAUCCUAAGGGCAAUAUUGCUGAAUCUUUGCUGCGUGAAGGUUUGGCCAAGUGUGUUGACUGGUCAAUGGCCCUAAUGAAGGGAGGUGCCGAUAAACUUCGUGCUGCCGAACGCAUCGCCAAGGAAAAACGUCUGUGCCUGUGGCAAGACUACAAAUCCAAUGCCCCAACAUUCAAUACCAAGGAAAAAGAUUUCACCGGUGUUGUUGUUGAGGUAUUCAACGGUGAUGCCAUCAAUGUCAAACUGCCCAAUGGCCAAAUUAAGAAGGUGUUCUUCUCUUCGAUUCGUCCACCACGUGAUACCCGCGCCGUGGUCAAUGCUGAGGGUGAAGAAAUUAAGGCUCCACCACGUCCCAAGAAUUUCAGACCACUGUACGAAAUUCCCUUCAUGUUCGAUGCCCGUGAAUUUUUGCGUAAGAAGUUGAUCAACAAGAAGGUUCAGUGUGUUUUGGACUACAUUUCACCUGCCCGUGAUAAUUUCCCCGAAAAAUACUGCUACACUGUGUUGAUCAGUGGCCAAAACGUUGCCGAAGCCAUGGUUGCCAAGGGUUUGGCUUCCGUUGUCCGUUAUCGCCAGGAUGAUGACCAACGCUCUUCGUGCUACGAUCAAUUGUUCGCUGCCGAAAAUCAAGCCAUCAAGGGCCAGAAGGGUAUGCACGGCAAGAAGGACGCUGCCACAAUGCGUGUUAACGAUUUGACUGUUGACCAUUCCCGCAUCAAGAUUCAAUAUUUGCCAUCAUGGCAACGUGCCCUUAGAACAGAGGGUAUUGUUGAAUUCGUCGCCAGCGGUUCCCGCAUCCGUUUGUACAUCCCCAAGGACAGUUGUUUGGUUACAUUCUUGUUGGCUGGUAUCUCCUGCCCACGUUCUUCACGCCCCGCUUUGAAUGGUGUUCCCGCCCAAGAAGGUGAACCCUUCGGUGAUGAAGCUUUGGCAUUUACCCGCGACCGCAUUUUGCAACGUGACGUUUCUGUGCACAUCGAUACCACCGACAAGAACGGCACCUCCGUCAUUGGUUGGCUUUGGACCGACAAUAACACCAACUUGUCUGUGGCUUUGGUGGAAGAAGGUUUGGCUGAAGUUCACUUCAGCGCUGAGAAAUCCGAAUACUACCGCCAAUUGAAGAGCGCCGAGGAUCGUGCCAAGGCUGCCAAGAAGAACAUCUGGGCCAACUAUGUUGAACAAGUUGUGGAAGAGACUCCCGUCGUUGAAGAGAAGGAAGAAAAGGGACCCGUCGAACGCAAGGUCAACUUGGAAGAUGUCAUUGUAACUGAAAUCACCGAAACUCUGACCUUCUACGCUCAAUCGUGUGCCAGUGGUUCCAAAUUGGAUGCCCUGAUGGCCAAGUUGCAUGCUGAUUUCCAAUCGAAUCCUCCAAUUGCUGGUGCCUAUACACCCAAACGUGGCGAUUUGUGUGCCGCUCAAUUCUCUGCCGACAAUCAAUGGUAUCGUGCCAAGGUCGAGCGUGUCCAAGACAACAAGGCCCAUGUUUUGUACAUUGAUUAUGGUAACAAGGAGGUUGUUCCCUUCACCCGCUUGGCUUCACUGCCAUCUGGUUUCACCAGCGAAAAACCAUUUGCUACUGAAUACGCCUUAGCUUUGGUUCAACUGCCUCAGGACAACGAAGACAAAGAGGAAGCAUUGCGUGCCUUCGCCGAAGAUGUACUCAAUCGUAAAGUACAGAUCAAUGUUGAAUUGAAACCAUCUUCCGGUCCUGCCCUUGCUACCAUCCACGAUCCCACUACCAACAUUGACAUUGGUAAACAAUUGGUAUCCGACGGCUUGGUCAUGGUGGAGAAACGUGGCGAACGCAAGUUGCGCGAAUUGAUUGACCAAUACAAAGCUGCCCAACAAGCUGCCUUGAAUGCUCAUUUGGCCAUCUGGAAAUACGGCGACAUUACCCAGGAUGAUGCGCCCGAAUUCAGCCGCUAAACAUGCAACCGCCAGUCCGCAGCUCUAGUGCUACUGCUGGUGAGCAUUUAGCAAAAGUUGAAUGUUUGUCUGCCACAUACCCGCCCUUUAAAACAACAACAACAACAGUACACGAAAAUAAACAAUAUAAAACUUCAG